Messenger RNA from Pantherophis guttatus, 2836 nucleotides. It is a transcript of the gene CDR2, whose product is annotated as cerebellar degeneration related protein 2. Lineage: Eukaryota; Metazoa; Chordata; Lepidosauria; Squamata; Colubridae. The record is from RefSeq and is a predicted model, not a curated record.
GACGGUGAGCGGCGGCGGCGGCGGCGGCGCCGAGAUGCUCACCGACAGCCUGGUGGAGGAGUUCGAGAUCCGAGAGGAUGAGCCGUGGUACGACCAGCAGGACCUGCAGCAAGAUCUUCAUCUGGCUGCUGAACUGGGAAAGACCCUUUUGGACCGAAACACGGAAUUGGAGUCCUCUCUGCAGCAGAUGUAUUCCAAUAACCAGGAGCAACUGCAGGAAAUAGAGUAUCUUACCAAGCAGGUGGAUCUUCUACGUCAAAUGAACGAUCAGCACGCCAAAGUCUACGAGCAACUGGACGUCACGGCGAGAGAACUAGAAGAUACUAAUCAAAAACUGGUUGCCGACAGUAGGGCCUCCCAGCAAAAGAUAGGAAGUCUCACGGAGACCAUUGAGAAUCUCCAGACUCACAUCGAUGAACUGCAGAGGCAGGUGGAAGAGUUGAAGACCUCUGGGCAAAGCCACGUAAAUUACGAAAGACCCGAGCAGCCCAAAUCGGUCCAGAGUUUUCCAUGCCUGAAAGAACUGUACGAUCUCCGCAAGUAUUUUGUCUAUGAUCAUAUAUUUGCAGAAAAGAUUAUAUCAAUGGAUAGUCAACUAAGUCCCGUAGAAGAGGAAAACCAGAAUUUGAAGAAGGCCAUAACUCUCUUGCAAACUCAGCUCAAUGUGGAGAAAGAAAAGAGAUUGUCUAUGGAGGAAGAGUACAGUUUUCUGCUGAAGGAAAACACAGAUCUGGAGCAACAGCUGGUGGACAUCCAUCUGUACCAGGCGAGAGCCGAGGAACUGGAGACAGAAGUGGCUGAAAUGAAGCAGCUCUUUAAUUCUGGAAGCCCCUGUCUGAAUAGAAUGGAGCAACUUCCCCCCGAAUCUUUUUUCAUUUCUCUCAAAGACCCCUUAGAAAAAGAACUCAGCCACGGUCCUUGGGACGGGAUGUCCUUCAUCCUUCCUGAACUUGAGAAGAGGUCCCUCAAAAGAAGCACCAGCGAGAGCUUGCUCAGCAGUGGGGCGGGCGAGGACCUCUUCAAAGGCCACGAAGAGACCUGCAUCAGGAGGGCGGAAGCCGUCAAGCAACGGGGCGUCUCUCUACUCAACGAGGUUGACGCCCAAUACAACGCCUUGAAGGUCAAGUACGAAGAACUUCUGCAGAAGUGUCAAACGGACAAAGAAUUGCUGGACCACAAGGCCGUGCAGACCUCAAAACAGCGUCCCAAAGAUGUCCGUGGUGGGUGCAUACCCCUGGAGGGGGGUCUUAGGGAGCCCCGUUCCCCGACUGCUGAUUCAGCCAACUUCUCUUCCAACGCUUCUCCUGAAUAUAAACUUCUCUUCAAGGAGAUCUUUAGUCGUAUCGAAGAAACUAAAAAGGAAAUUGAUGAACAUCGGGCAAAAUAUAAGUCUUUCUCUUCUCAAUGUCCUUAAAAAAGUAUGGCGGGGAUCAAAAAUAAUAAUAUAUUUUUUUUCAUGAUGUUAUCCUUUUAAUGUUUCUUAGGGAACAAAAGAUGUACGUUUGGCUCAGGAUUGGCAGAUUUUCUGUAAAAUGGGUUGGAUCCAUUUGGUUAGUUCUACCGAGUUGGAAUCUGGUUGAUUCCGUCUCGCCCUGAACCAAGUUCUCUCUGGAGGGCGAAAUCUUUGACAACCAGUUCGCAAAUUAAUUUUAUUAUGCAACUCCAAAUUAACAAUUCUAGUUCUGCUGGAAAAAAACCUGACGCGUUAUAGAAAUGAAAACCACAGAGUUAUUACGCACAAUAACAAUUCUUCUGAACUUAAGACACUACCUGGGAUUGAAAACCAAAAUAUAGAUUUUUGGUAGUGUGCCAUUGUCAUGUACAACUGCAAGCAAACAGUUAAAACAUUGUGCACUCUGACAUUCCUUAAGUGAGGGAAUUUUACAGAUCUGUCACUUAUUUGAUAUGCUGGGAUGCCAUUGUCUUAUUUUAAAAUCCAGCGUGGCCUCUCAUUUAAACAAACAAAAAAAUGAAUUCAAGGAUUGGAAUAUAAUAUAUAUAUAUUGGAGAGUAUAAUUUGGCUGAUAAAACUCCUGGUGCGUCAACCUUCCGCUGCAUUAGAAGACUGAAUAUUACAAAACAGCCUCCAUAUAAAAGGUAAACUGAUUAGCAUAGAGCAAAAUAAAAAACAAGAGAGUCCCCUAUUUCACUUUAACUUAAAUCCUUCCAGCGUGUUUUCAAGGAUUUGAUAUUCUGGAAAUGGUCUACCACACAGCCAACUUGAGGCUAAAUUGGGAAGGAUUUAGAGCAGCUUAAGCCACAAAGUCCCUAUGAUCACACCAGCAAAUACGCUGUAUGUAGAACGGGCCAAAUAUUUAAUAUAUGCUGUGAUCAUAUUCCAUCCUUUCCUGCAGAAACUCGCAUCUGUUGCAAAGUCCAAUAACUCUGUAGUUUUAGAGCAAGCAUUUUACUAUUUUUUGUCGGAAGAAACGCUUGGGAACAGAAGUGGAGAAUUUAAAGUCCCUUCCCUUUAGUUCCACGUUUUUAAGAAAAAUUCAAUAGGUCAGUUGCCAACCAGUGUCACAAAAGGGGACUUGUUAUUUUUUUUUUCCAAAGAAAAGGGAUCUGUUUCAUAUUGCAUUCCUAAUUUAAAAAGAACAACUUGAGCUGCCUGCAAGAAGAAGAAAAAAAACAACACAAUUGCAGUUUUAAAACUCUUGCCUGCUGUUACAAAUUCACCUGCCUUAUCUACUGAGGGUGGCUUGUUCUCCUUCUAUUACGAGAUUCCAGGUGGAAACUCAACUCUGCCACAUGGUGUAUUUCCACUUACUACCAGUUUGUUUGGUCUUAUUGGGUGUUUUGCAAUUAAGGGCAAAUAAAUCCUUUCUACAAUGAA